UUUUUUUUUCCUUUACUCCACUCGCUCACACACAAUCAUUAGAAGAUGGCAGAUCAUAUGGUUAUCGACGAAGAAUCUAACAUUCGUAGCCGUUUGGGUCAAACUAAUGAUGCACGUCCCAGCAAUAACAGAAUGGCGAUCGAUUCCUUUGAACCUGAACGAUCUGAAGAAGGAUGGGUUGUGAUUGUACGUGGUAUUCAUGAAGAAGCCGAUGAAGAUGCUCUGACUGAAAAGUUCUCUGAAUUUGGUACUAUUAAAGAUGUUCACAUCAACUUGGAUAGACGUACUGGUUAUGCAAAGGGUUACGCACUGAUCAAAUAUGAAACUCGAGGUGAAGCUCAAAUUGCAGUGGAUGAUGGCAACAACACCAAGUUCUUAGGUCAAACCAUUCAAGUCGAAUUUGCUUUUGUCAAGCCUCCAGUAUCAACAUCAAGGAAUGGUGGUCGUCGAUCAUACAAUCGUGGCCGUAGUGUUAGUCCUGCUUAGUUUUCCUUUUUAGUAUUUAUCUUUUUUUUUCUUCCCCUUCCCUUUUCCACUGUGUAUAUUUGAUGAACAUUACAGUUUCCUUCUUCCUUGCCUUCUUUUUUUUUUUUUUUGAUUAUCUUACUAUACCAAGAGUAUAUAAUAAAUGGAAUUAAACUUUACGUUAUCUGAUGCCUGCUUUUUGAAAUGAAUAGAGAAAUAUAUCUAUCGAUGGCCAACGAUACACAGCAUUCUAUAUAUGGUUCAAAGAAGAAAGAAAAAAAAAACAAA
This is a messenger RNA of Halteromyces radiatus, 753 nucleotides long. RefSeq lists its product as uncharacterized. The record is from RefSeq and is a predicted model, not a curated record. The coding region runs from base 46 to 486 and encodes 146 amino acids. Gene Ontology annotation, biological process: RNA splicing. NCBI's taxonomy places the organism in Eukaryota, Fungi, Mucoromycota, Mucoromycetes, Mucorales, Cunninghamellaceae. Gene Ontology annotation, molecular function: mRNA binding. The transcript is spliced from 5 exons. Gene Ontology annotation, cellular component: cytoplasm; nucleus; exon-exon junction complex.